AUGGUGUCCUUUAUGCCAUCUAGUAAAUCCUUUAUUAAUCAAGCUUGUUUGGCUGAUAUGGUUGAAUAUUGCCCUUACGUUCUAAUUUGCUCUGCGCAAAUGAACAACCUAGCUUAUGAACUAUCCAAUUGUGACCAAACAGAUGGAGCGACAAAGUAUGGAGUAGUCGCACAGUCUCUUGUUAGUCCAUUCAUACUGAAACACAGAGACAAAGAUGUCAAAGCGUACGCUGCAUGUUGUCUUGCUGACAUUCUUAGGAUUUUUGCUCCAGAAGCUCCUUACGGUGAAGAACAGUUGAAGUCAGUGUUUUCAAUGAUGGUAAAUCAGUUGAAGGGGCUUGAAAAUACGAAGUCAAACCUAUCCACAAAGUACUUCUAUCUUUUAGAGAGUUUAGCAUUAGUUAAGUCGUUCAAUAUUUGCCUGGACAUGGACUUCCAAGACAUUAUACUGCAGUUAUUUAAAAUGUUCUUCCAAGUUGUGAAUGAAAAUCAUUCUAACAAGAUUGUAAACUUCAUGUUGGACAUAAUGUGUCCAAUCAUUCAUGAAGGGGAAUCUGUACCUCAAGAACUUCUUGACACAGUGCUUGUCAACAUCAUUGAGCCACAGAAGAGUGAAGAUCCUGUGGCUUAUAAACUAGCAAGUGAAUUCAUUAAGAGGACUUCAUCAUCUAUAGAACCUUACUUACAAAUGUUUUUCAACAGUUGUAUUGCACUGGGAAAGACUUCAGACAGUAUUCUAGCUGACAAUAUUUAUGACCUUAUACUGGAGUUAAACAGAAUUUGUCCAAGUACACUUCUGUCAGUUGUGCCACAGCUGGAGUUUAAAUUAAAGAGUGUAGAAGUGGAUGAGCGUCUGGCAGUUACCAAAUUACUGGGCCAGAUGUUUUCUGAGAAGGACUCUGAAUUAGCAACUCAGAAUAAACCUCUGUGGAACUCAUACUUAGGAAGAUUUGUGGAUGUUAGUGUUGAUGUCCGUAUAGAAUGCAUCAGGAGAGCCAAGGAGUUUCUACAAUAUCACCCUGACCUGGUAGCUGAUUUAACGGAUAAACUACACGAGAGACAGCGUGACCCAGAUGAGAGAGUGCGACAAGAAGUGGUUUCGACCAUCUGUGAAGCAGCAUCAGAACAUAUCAGUUCUAUUUCUGAUCAGCUUCUUGAUGAUGUAUGUGAAAGAAUGAGAGAUAAGAAGUGGCAUGUCAGGAGAGAAGCAAUGAUGUGUCUUGGGAAACUGUUCAAGAAGGUCACAACAGGUGCUACAGCCAACAAAGCAGCAGCUAAGAAACUAUCCUGGGUUCCAAGCAAGCUUCUUCACUGUUAUUACUUUAACACGCCAGAAAACAGGCUUUGUGUUGAAAGGAUUUUGAUUGGUUGCUUGGUACCAGUCAGUUUAGACGCUGACCAGAAGAUGAAAAGAUUGUUACAUAUUUACUGCAAACUUGAUGAUGCAGCAGUAAGUGCCUUCCAUGGAAUUCUGACUUGCCAACAAAGAGUGCGCUCAGACUUUGCAGAUCUGAUUGAGUUGUCAACUGCAGAGGAGGCACAAGACAACGAGACACUAGUGUUGUCAAAGAUCAUUUCCCUUGCAAGAGCUUUCCCAGAUGCUUUUAAAUUUCAAGAAAACCUCAAGAAACUGCGACAGAUGAUUCAGGAGCCCACACUUAAAGAAUUGCUGAAGAUAUGCAUCAACCCUGAUGUAGGAUGUUCAAAGGUUUUCAAGGCAGUGAGUGAUGUUGUAUUAAAGGUUGGAUCAAAGAACCCUGUCCUUGAGACACUGAAAGCUCUGCUGGAUCGUGCUGCUCCUCUUCUUGUAGAUGAACAAUGUAUCAAAGAGCUCUUCAAGCUGGUGAAGGAUGCUGUAGAGGGGCUUUCUGAUGAUGGGGAUGAUGAGUAUGAAUGGCAUGAAAGCUCUGGCUCAAGUCCUGUUGGAAAAACAGGGUUGGCACUGCUGUUGAGUCUGGCUGGUGUGUUUCCAUCACAAUUUCAAAAUGAUGACACUUUUCAGCAACUGUUGGUCUUUCUGAAAAACAAGGAUCAAGAAAUAGUUGAUCACUCACUAAAGAUGCUUGCCUUGACUGGCGAUGGCAUUGAAAAAGUAAACAAAUCGUUAGCAAAUUACUAUCACCCAGUCCUGUCCAAAUUAGCAGUCAAAGGAACUCCAUGUCAAGCCAAGCACUCACUGAGAUCCAUGGCAAAGAUUUCCACUGCUUCCUCUCAGCCUUUUGAUCGUGUCUUUGCAGUAAGUAUUGUAAAAUGUAAUCCUACCCGUGAAGUUUUUGCAGGGGGAUUUAGGGCUCGAAAAAAGUGUCAUUAAUUUGGUCAUCUGGGACAAGUAACUUUUCAUUCCACUUGCUUAAUGGGCGAGUGAUCAGGCAAGUCAUUUACCAACUACAACAUUAAAA
Orbicella faveolata is the source of this 2398-nucleotide messenger RNA. RefSeq names its product sister chromatid cohesion protein PDS5 homolog A-B-like. Gene Ontology annotation, cellular component: nucleus; chromatin. Gene Ontology annotation, biological process: DNA repair; mitotic sister chromatid cohesion. NCBI's taxonomy places the organism in Eukaryota, Metazoa, Cnidaria, Anthozoa, Scleractinia, Merulinidae. The record is from RefSeq and is a predicted model, not a curated record.